Nymphaea colorata (pocket water lily) is the source of this 1949-nucleotide messenger RNA. Its product is annotated as 2-methylpropanoate--CoA ligase CCL4-like. The transcript is spliced from 3 exons. The record is from RefSeq and is a predicted model, not a curated record. Lineage: Eukaryota; Viridiplantae; Streptophyta; Magnoliopsida; Nymphaeales; Nymphaeaceae. The coding region runs from base 136 to 1827 and encodes 563 amino acids.
AAGUGCAACUCUUUUCAAAUCACGUGGAGUUUAGUGGUCCUCUCGGACAAAAAAACUUUUCCAUUAAUCUUUCUCCUUUUCUCCGGAGGCAUCCAUCCUUGCAGGGAAGAUGACAACAUUUGCUCAGCACUCGGGAUGACGGUCAUGGAUCAGCUGAAGCCCAGUCUUCCUAAUUCUCCCCCUCUCACUCCUCUCACCUUCCUAGAGAGAGCAGCUUUGGUCUAUGGAGAGUGCACCUCAAUCGUCUACAACGGGACCUCUUUCACAUGGUCCCAAACGUUGGAGAGAUGCCUGAGGCUCGCUUCCUCACUUUCGUCUCUGGGUAUAGGCAGGGGAGAUGUGGUUUCGGUCAUUUCUCCCAACAUCCCUGCCAUGUACGAGAUGCAUUUUGCUGUCCCCAUGUCUGGUGCCAUCUUCAACAGCAUCAACGCCCGCCUUGACGCUAGAACCAUUUCGGUGAUUCUACUUCACAGUGAGUCGAAGCUUGUCAUUGUCGACUACCAGUUUUUGCCGGUUGUCAAUGAAGCGCUCGCCCUGGUUUCUGCAAAAACAAAAUCAGCCCCUAAGAUGGUCUUAAUAAAAGAAGAUGAUUCUGAAGACGAUGAUGACCUAAGACCCAGAGCAAGCGGAAGCAGGCCAGAGAUCAUGGCGACAUAUGAAGACUUGGUGAAGAAAGGGGAUCCCAAGUUCAAAUGGGUAUGGCCACUCAGCGAGUGGACACCGAUGGUGCUCAACUAUACAUCCGGCACCACCUCCGACCCGAAGGGGGUCGUCCACUGCCACCGCGGCCUAUUCAUCAUGUCCCUUAAUUCAUUGAUUGAUUGGGGGGUCACCGGCCAACCCGUGUACCUUUGGACGCUCCCCAUGUUUCACGCUAAUGGUUGGAGCUUCCCUUGGGGAAUGGCUGCCCUGGGAGGAACCAACGUAUGCCUGAGACGGUUCGACCCGGGCACCAUAUUCUCGGCCAUAGCAGAACACAAGGUGACCCAUAUGUGCGGCGCACCGGUUGUGCUCAACAUGAUCAGCAAUGGCGCCAAAUCAGCUCAGUUGCCGCACCCAGUUCAGAUCCUCACAGCCGGCGCGCCGCCACCUGCUGCAGUUCUCUUCCGGACUGAAGCACUCGGAUUCUCGGUAAGCCACGGCUAUGGAUUGACGGAGACGGGAGGGUUGGUAGUGUCCUGUGCAUGGAAACAGAAAUGGAACCGCCUGCCUGCAUCUGAUCGAGCUAGGCUGAAGGCAAGGCAAGGGGUAAGGGCCCUAGGCAUGGUUGAGAUGGAUGUGGUGGACAAGGACACACUGAAAAGUGUUCCUAGAGACGGCACCACACUGGGUGAGAUAGUCUUAAGAGGAGGAUGCAUCAUGUUAGGUUACCUAAAGAACCCGGAAGCCACAGCCAUGAGCAUGAGGGAUGGCUGGUUCUUUACCGGCGACGUUGGAGUCAUGCAUCCAGAUGGCUACCUAGAAAUCAAGGACAGGUCCAAGGAUAUCAUCAUCAGUGGUGGUGAGAAUGUCAGCAGUGUGGAAGUUGAGUCCAUCUUGUACACUCACCCAGCCAUCAAUGAGGCGGCGAUUGUGGCCCGGCCAGAUGAAUAUUGGGGCGAGACUCCCUGUGCAUUCCUGAGCCUGAAGCCAGAGCACGAGGGGCAAAUUACAGAGGCAGACAUCAUUUCUUUCUGCAGGCAAAAGCUGCCUCACUACAUGGUGCCGAAGACUGUUCUGUUUGAGGAGCUGCCCAAGACGUCAACUGGGAAGAUUCAAAAGUUUAUUCUGCGGCGGAAGGCCAAGGCUUUGGGUUCUCCCCGUGUCUCCAUUGCAAGUAGGAUAUGAAUAGACUGCGGAAGCAAAACAGUCGUCUCUCCGGGGGACAGGAUUCGCCUUUCGCCUUUGUAUCUUUUCUUUGUUCAAAAGUUUGGUAGAAGCUUUAUCACGAAUAUUUACUCCUUUGUUUU